CUCCUCCCCCUGCGCAGGGCCCUCUUUGACUAUGACAAGAUGAAAGACAGCGGCCUGCCCAGCCAGGGGCUCAACUUCCGCUUUGGGGACAUCCUCCACGUCCUCAACGCCUCUGACGACGAAUGGUGGCAGGCACGGCUGGUGGUCCCAGGCGGAGAGGGCGAGGAGGUCGGCGUCAUCCCCAGCAAGCGCAGGGUUGAGAAGAAAGAGCGCGCUCGGCUCAAGACGGUCAAGUUCAAUUCCAAAGGCCGAGGGGAGAAAGGGCAGUCAUUCAAUGAUAAGCGUAAAAAGAACCUCUUUUCCCGCAAGUUCCCCUUCUACAAGAACAAGGAGCAGAGUGAGCAGGAGACCAGUGACCUGGACCAGCACGUGACCUCCAACGCCAGCGACAGCGAAAGCAGCUACCGUGGCCCCGAGGAGUACAUCCUGUCCUACGAACCGGUCUCCCAGCAGGAAGUGAGUUACACGCGGCCGGUGAUCAUCCUGGGACCCAUGAAGGACCGCAUCAACGACGACCUCAUCUCCGAGUUCCCUGACAAGUUUGGCUCCUGCGUCCCCCACACCACGCGGCCAAAGCGGGAGUACGAGGUGGACGGUCGGGACUACCACUUUGUCACGUCCCGGGAGCAGAUGGAGAAGGACAUCCAGGACCACCGCUUCAUUGAGGCCGGGCAGUACAACAACCACCUCUACGGGACAAGCGUCCAGUCCGUGCGGGAGGUGGCUGAGAAGGGCAAGCACUGCAUCCUGGAUGUCUCUGGAAACGCCAUCAAGCGGCUGCAGAUCGCCCAGCUGCACCCCGUCGCCAUCUUCGUCAAACCCAAAUCCGUGGAGAACAUCAUGGAGAUGAACAAGCGGCUGACGGACGAACAGGCGCGGAAGACGUCGGAGAGGGCCAUGAAGCUGGAGCAGGAAUUCACGGAGCAUUUCACUGCCAUUGUCCAGGGCGACACCUUGGAGGAGAUCUACGACCGGGUCAAGGCGGUCAUUGAGGAGCACUCCGGCCCCUGCAUCUGGGUCCCGGCCAAGGAGAAGCUCUGAGGGGGUGCCACUGCCACGCCCCCCCACCCAGCGCCAGACUGCCUCUCUCUCUCUCUCUCUCUCUCUCUCUUUCCUGCCCAGAGAGUGAAUGGGCCAAUGAGCAGGUGCCCUUGCUGCCCCCCCCCCUGGAAGCACCUGCUCCUCCUCCUCCUCCUACCCCCCCCAUCCAUCUCCGCCCCCUUUGGUGCCCCUUUCCUGCCGUCCGGAGCCUGCCCCCCCAAAAGGGCAUGUCAAUGGGGGGGUCCCCUUUUUUCCCAUGGGGGGGUCAGCGGUUGGGACCCGUUUUGGUGGGGGGGGAGGCGGGGCGCUGCAUGGUAAAGUCCUUAAUGUUUAAGGGAGUGCGGUGUCCUGGGGGGGGGGGGAUUUUGAGGAAACAGAGCUUUAUAUUCGAUGUCCUUUUUUUCUCUCUUGAGAUUUCUUAACACGAAUGAAAGACAAGUGGUCUUAACGAACCCAUUUGUGAGCCAUUUUGCACGCUUAACUUUACUCGCAUGGUUUGGUCCGGGGGGGUCGGGGUCGGGGGUCGGGCUUCCCAGUUGCGUCGCGUUCUGUCCUCGGCCGCGGACCUGCUUGACGGGCCACCCAUUUGGGGGGGGGGGGGUCUUUCUCAUGCGUCCGACUCGAUGUCUGCGUGACUGGCGUUGUUUCAUAAGGGAAGGCUCAUUUUCAUAAGGGUUUCAUAAGGAUAUCCUUUAUAGUCUAUUUUUCCAUGUUUUGUGAUGCCAUUGCAUUGCCCCGGGGAGGGGGGGGAGAAGGCCUCGUUCCCUCCCUCCCACCUCUGUGGAAGUGGGGGGCUCUUCCGGCAAACCCAGAGUGGUCGGUGCUCCGGAGUCGGGGGGGCGCCCCAUUUCCCCCCAG
Molecule: messenger RNA, 1899 nt
Organism: Anolis sagrei ordinatus
Lineage: Eukaryota; Metazoa; Chordata; Lepidosauria; Squamata; Anolidae
Source: RefSeq, a predicted model, not a curated record